Messenger RNA from Mixia osmundae IAM 14324, 1598 nucleotides. RefSeq lists its product as uncharacterized. NCBI's taxonomy places the organism in Eukaryota, Fungi, Basidiomycota, Mixiomycetes, Mixiales, Mixiaceae. The record is from RefSeq and is a predicted model, not a curated record. The transcript has 3 exons. Gene Ontology annotation, molecular function: U1 snRNA binding; mRNA binding. Gene Ontology annotation, cellular component: U1 snRNP; precatalytic spliceosome; U2-type prespliceosome. The coding region runs from base 218 to 1471 and encodes 417 amino acids. Gene Ontology annotation, biological process: mRNA splicing, via spliceosome.
UCGGCUGGCUUCGGAGGCACGAGAAAUCGAUGAUGACUCGACGAGAGCUCUGUUGUAUGGUACACGUAUACACGUCACAUAGUAAGUGCCACCCCUACCGCUCAGUGACACCAAGGUGCCCAAUCAAACCUAGCCUAGCCUAUGUCCCGUGGAGGCGAGUAAGGAGCUGCCGGAGAGUCUCCUAUAGUCGCUCAUCGACCGCCGAGCGCUCGACAAGAUGGCAAGUCACGCCCGAGACGUAGCGGAUAGAGCUAAUAUCAGGGCUGCUGGCUUGCAUUGGCAGACAUCACAACUACCGCCCAACCUGCUCAAGCUCUUCGCGCCUCGGCCAGCGAUCCCGUAUGCCAAGCCUCUGGGGCGAGACAUCGACAGGCCGCUCAACAAGGCCAUCCCUGGCGUGUUCGAUGUCAUCGAGCGAGUGAGGCAAGAGCGAGCAGAGAGAGGAGAGGAAGCCUUGGAGGCAGAAGAGCGCAGUCUCAACCCAGAAGCUUUCACAGACUCUGCCGAUCUGAAGAUCGCCAACGGCCGAGCGGAGCGCAAGCGAAGAAAAGAGGAAACCUACAAAAAGGCGUUGGAGACUUACAAGCCAAAAGAGGACGAGCACGCCGUCGGGGAUCCAUACAGGACCAUCUUCAUCUCUCGCCUGCACCGUGACGCGACAGAGGAGCAGCUGCGCAAAGAAUUCGAUCUCUAUGGCCGCAUCGAGAACCUCAAAAUCAUUCGGGACAGCAAGGAAAAGUCAAGAGGAUACGCCUUUAUCCUGUACGAGCGCGAGAGGGACAUGAAAGGUAAUCAUACAAAGCUGCAUUGCCUCUGUAAGGCCUCACUGACACCGACGCUGCUGCGCACAGCCGCCUACAAGGAUGCAGACGGGCUCAAGAUCCUCGGCAAACGCAUACUCGUCGAUGUCGAGCGUGGUCGUACGGUCAAGGGGUGGAAGCCAAGGCGACUCGGAGGUGGCUUGGGCGGUUUGGCCAAGCCGGCACCCGCAGAAGUCCCCUCGCUGUCGAGCUUCAGGGGCGGCAUGCGAGGUGCUCGGGGCGGCGGCAUGCGAGGCGGACCCGGUGGAUUCAGUAGUCGCGGUGGAGCCUUCAACGGGGGCGGAAGAGGCGGCUAUUCAGAUGGUCCACCUCGAGGCGCGCCGGCCUUCGGGGGCGGCUAUGGAGGCCCGCCUUCGCGGCCACCAGGGGCAUAUCCUGACGCGGGCGGCUUCGGUGACAGGGGUGGCUACGGUGCGCGACCGCCGCCUUCCAAGCCACUCGAUCGAUACGGAAGCAGCUAUGAUUCGCGAGGGUCUAACGGUACAGAUGCAUUUGGCCAAAACCGAGGCCCACCGAGAGGCGCCGGCAUCGGCUACGCGCCCAGCAGGGACACGGGUGACUACGGAGGGUCAAAGCGUGACUAUGACCGCGGACCGCACGACGGCGCCUAUCAAAAUGGCUAUGGCGAUCCAAAGCGGGCCAGGUACUGAGAUGCACAGCAUGAGAGCGGGCGCGCUAAUGUAAAUUUGACCGAGCAACGCUGGCCUGCGCUGUCGUAGUAUCUGUAUCUAGUCGUUGGUGAGUCGCGCCUGCGGUCGCUCGGACUCGCGCGGAUAA